AAAUAAUUCCUCUAUUUACUGUGUAUUCGAAUGCAAAUCCUACGUCACGUGACUCGUUUGUUUGUAAACAUUGCCUUGGAAACCGAAAUGGCCGAGCCUGCUAUGGGCUUCUUAUUGAUUGAAUGAAGGAGAAAAGGUGAAACACCCCAGUCAAGAUGGGUGUUGACUGGGAAUACCUGCGGGGGGUGACGGGUGAUGCAGGGGAGUGGAAAGAGGCAGACCUGGAGGAACUCUUUCAAAGUCUUGCCAGUGUGACAAAAUUACGACCAAGAGACAAGACGCCAGAGAAACUCGAGUUGCUGUUCACUCUCACCCAGGCCGUGAUGAUGACCAAGUACUCACAGGUUGUGACACUGGAGGAAGAGGUUGGUCGCCUGGCAGAGUCAGCAGGUCGUGGAGAUGCCCAAAGAGAGCAAGAGCUACAAGCUGAGAUUAAGCACCUGAAAAAAUUACUUAAAAGCAGCCAGAUACCUGAAGCUGCCGCAGAUAAUGAUGUUCCUUAUGAUUGGUCGAGUGGUUGGAAAAUUAAGAAGAAGGAGAUGGAGGAAGCUCUGCAGAGGAAAAAUGAGGAGAUCCAGCAGUUCAUGGAUGACUUACAGACCUGUGAAAAUGAACGUGCUUCACUCCGUAUGGCAGUGAUGGAGUUAGAAGACCGUUUAGCUGAUGCAACAAAGGAGAUCAAUAGGAUAACAUCUGAUUAUAUAGGUGUUAAGGAGUCCCAUAACCAUGCUCAAGAGAGUCUGUCCAUUAUUCGAGAAGAAGUUAAGGGUCUCCAUUGUCAAGUUGAAGAACUGGCAGCAGAGAAAAGCUUUGUGCAGGAGAAAUACGAUGAACUCAGCACUGCUGUGGAUGCUCGAGUUGAUCAGCUGAAGAUUGUUAUUAGUCAACGUGAAGAGGAACUGCAGAGGGUGAAGGCUCAGUUGUUCCAGAGGAGUAGCUUGGGUCCUUCCUUCCAGCAGGCUCAGAGUGACAUGUCCCAUAUACUUCACUUGGAACAGGAGGUAAAAGAGAGGGAUGAAGAAAUUACUCGUCUUAGUCAGCAGUUAGCAGAAGCCACUCAGGAAAUUGAGUCUAGUGCUGUGAUUAUAAACAAACUCAAGAAGAGUCGAGUUUCAGCAGUAGAAGGUGAUGCUGCUGUGAUAAACCAGCUACGAGGAGAGCUGCACGAGACACAGCAGCAAGUGCAGCAGAUGAGAACACAGCUUUUGGCAGCAGAGGAAGAUGCCCAGCUCCAUGCUCAGGAUCUCUCGACAGUUAUUGGGGAACUGCAGUCAUACAUGGCCGGGGAAUUCUCACUGGCUGAUGCUGUGAGGGAGCUGAAAGAAGCAAGGAGUCAGGUCCGCAUCAGGGACUCCCAGAUCACGCAGCUUACGGCCCUCGCCAAUACUUUGCAGAUUAACAUUAAUGACCUGCUGGAGGAAAAUGGUAGUCUCAGGGAACAAUUGAAACUAGAGCCUCGUGAGGACAUAGAUAUCCCAGGUGUUAAGAAAACUGAUUGGCAGAAUAGUAAAAAGAUCAUUGAACAGCUCACCAAUCAGGUCAACCGACUCCAGGAUGAGAAGGUCAAUCUGCGAACAAAGGUCUUUGAGUUAACCAGGGAGCUCUCCAAUGCUAAGGGGUCUGUGCAGUUUACAACACUAGAAUUGCCAAGACAGUUUGCAUCAGGACAAACAUCAGUGCUACAAACAACUCAGCCCCUCGAAGAACAGUUAAACCACCUCAGUGCAGCUGUUGCCCAGUUGGUGCAGGGUCAGCAAGAGGGACCUGUUGAUGACCAGCUACACCAGAAAAUGGAAGCCCUCAAGGAAAAGUGCUUAAGGCUGGAGGGGGAGAAAGCUUCCUUGGAGAAGAUACUUUUAGAAAGUCAGCGAUGGCAAAAGAAGAGGUCCGACAGUGACAGGACUUCAGAGAGCUCGGUCUUUGACCCUAAGAGAGAGAUGUCGAAGGAUGAAGCCACAGAAUCUGCAAGUAAAUCCCCUGUAGCAGCACUUGACGAACUGAUUGCUGCCUUAGGGAAACUUCCUCCAUCCACUGAAGAAGUGAUUGCCAAGCUUAAGAAUCAAGUCAAUUUUCUGAUCCAGGAAUGUAACAAAAGGGAGCAAGAGAUUGACCAGCGAGAGAAAGCGUCCCUCAUUUACACAAACCAGUUUGAUGACUUACGUACACAAGUGACUGACUUGAACACUCAAUUUGCAAAAGAUCGUGAUGAAUGGCAGGCUGAGAGAAAGUCGCUAGAAGAAUCUAUAUCGCUGUUGGAGGAAACAGUGAAAGCGGAGAAAGCCCGCACAGAAGAGCUCAAUUCGACCAUUGAUGCCAUUUCAUCCGGCCGGAGCGAUGUUGAUGGGAGGCUUGCAAAGAGGACUGCAGAGCUGAGGUACGACUUGGUUGUAACAAAGAGGCUGAGCAAUAACCAAGGGAAGGAAAUCACAACCUUGCACAACAGACUGAGAGAAAGAAAUGAGGAACUACAACAACGCAUUCUUCAGAACAAACAGGCAAGGAACGAAAUUGAGCAAGAGCAAGGGCUUUCGAAGCUCCGAGUGCAGCAGCUGGAGAGGGAGCUCAGCCAGAUGGUGCCCAGAACUGUUGCUGAUCAGACCUCUGCCCAGAUGGCUGCCAUCACUACCAAGUAUAGAGCACUUCUGCAAGAUCAGGCUCGCAUGAAGGAGAAUCGGGAACAGGGUGUACGUCUGGAAGCAGAGGUGAAGCAGCUGCUGGAGGAAAGAGAGCAGCUGAGUCAACACCUGGAAAGUGCAAGGGAGAAGGUCCACUCCCUUCAGGCUUCCCUAAACCUCGUUGGGGCUAAUGUCACCAAUGUGCAGGUGGAGGUACUAUCCAAGCAGUUAGCAGCUGUGGAACUUCGAGAAUUACGUGAAAAACAAAAGGCAGAACAUGCAACCACAAUGUUCCACAAUGUCAAGAAGGAGUGUGAUGAUCUGUACCAAAGAGUGAAGGAACUUCAGAACACAGUGGAAACCAUCUCUAAGAUGAACAGCACCCUACAGAUGACAGAAACAGAACUGCGAUGCCAGCUCCAGAGUGUCGUGUCUCGUGAAGACUAUGAGAGAGUAAUUCAGCACUCACAGCAAGUCACUGAAGAGAAGGCCAAGCUAGCCCUUGAUGUGAAACGAUUACAAGGUCUGCUUGAGGUUAACACUUACCAGAUGAAGCAAAGGGAAUUCGUAGAAGCUGUUGACAAGGAAGAGAUGGAACAGCUGAGGCAAAAGGCACAUGACUUGGCUGCCAUCAGUGAGGAACGAACAAAGAUAGGUGAGCUCCACCAGGAUAUUGUCUAUCUCAAAGUUAAGAACUUGGAACUGAUAGCAGCACAGGAGGAAGCCAAGGCAGCAAAUGAAAAACUUUCUGUUGAAAUAUCCCGCAUGAGGCAGCAGCUACGAGAUCGUGAUAGGCUGCUAAAGACAGCAACCGAUUCCAGCCGUUCACGUGCCACAAGGUUACAUGUCAUCAUUAGAGAUCUGAGGCAACAGUAUGCGGGUGCCAUACCCCUGCACCAGCAAGAACGCUUGGUGGACCUGAUGGAGACACUGAAGCAGGAAAGGAAUACCUUACAAGUUGCCCUCCAGAAGACCCAACAUGAUAAGAUGGAGGCCAAAGUCACUCUCAGGCAGCUGAAACUCAAGCAAGAGGCCCUUGAUGAGCUCAAGACAGCCCUCACCUCCCCCAAGUCCACAAAGCAUGUUGCUGACUGGUGCAGCAAGUUGGAGGAGGCCAAGCUGCGCAAUGUGGAGCUAGAGGAGAAGACUCAGAUGCUGGAGGAAGAGAGAGCAUUGACUCUGGUGAGACUGGAAGGCAAGGAGAGGAAGCUGUCAGAGCUCUACUCCCAAAUUGCCAGCGUGGAGAAGAUGUGGAUGGACGAACAGCUGGUGUGGGAGGAGAGGGAGGCUGAAUUGAUGCGGGCUUUGGAAAAACAUGAAACGAGGCACCAAGAAGCCCUGUUGGGAAUGAAGACCCUGGGCUUCCAUGAUCUACCUGACCAAAAACUGCCUCUUUCCAAGCAGCUAGAUCAGGCACAAGACAUGCUACGUAAUAAAUCCACUCUCAUUGAAGGGAAGGAAAAGGAACUGGAAGAAUGCCAGCAAAAGAUAGAAAAGUUAGUGAAGGAACUAAGAGACAAAGAAGUUGCUGUCAUUGCACGUGAGAAAAUUAUUAAUGAGUUGAGAUUGCAAGGAAGCAGCUUGAAGAAGCCAUGGACUCCAAGAUCAGUGGUACAAGAAAGUGAGGAGAACGAGAGACCUAAAAUGGUGCCACCUGAGGAAGAGAGCAUCAAGGUAGUCAUGGAAGGGCUGAAGGAACGUCUGCGCUUGAGUCAAGAGGCUGUAAACCAUUAUCAGGACCUGCUGGCAAAGACACAUAAGGAGCAACAGCAGCAGGUAGCAAAACAGAAAGAGGAGUAUGUCCUUCUGGCCCAAGAGAGAGAUGAGCUGGUUGCAAAACUCAGAGACUUACAUUCCCAGCUUGACUCCAUUCCUACACGUGACACAGGAUCACAUGCUCUAAAUGAAGCACAGACAGCUCAGAUUCACAGCCUGGAAGAUGUGAUUAAGACACUUGAGACUCGCCUUGAGGAGACCAAAAGUCAACUGAUGGUGUCUGAAGGAAAGGUGAUGCAUCUUGAAAGGGAGCUCACUGUUUCUCGUCAUGAGCAUUCUGAAGAGAGGGAGCACUUGGAGGUAUCAGGGCAAGUGAAGGCACAGCAGCAUCAGAGGGAAGUUGACCGACUGUCAGGUGAGAUUAAUAAUAUUCGACGGGAAAGGGAUGACCUCCGGAAAGAGGUGGCCCUUCUCAAGGAAUCUGCAAACCGGACCCCAUCUGUAAUCCUGAGGACUUUGGUAGAGAAGUUGCGAGACCAACUCAUUGAAAAGGAGAAGCAGGUUGCUAAAUUGUCUCAAGCAGUACAGGAAAUGAAGGAGAAAAUUAUGUUAAAUGAUGAUAAGCAAGAAAAUACAGUGAGGGAUGAAGAAAAGGAACCAAUUAGCAUUGAAAAAGAGGUGGCUCAGGCUACCAGUAGGGCCACUGAAACUAUUAAGUCUGAGCUAAAGAAGGUGCAUGAAGCCAAAAAAGAACUUGAACAGAAGCUCCAAAAUCAAACCAUGCAGAUAUCCUCUUUGAAAGAAAAGAACAGUGAGGAAAUUAAUAAAUUGAAUGUAGAGCUCAAGUCUUUAAAAACACAUAACCUAAAGCUUGAAAAACAAACACUGCAACAAAAGCGAGCAAACAGCACAAUGAAGCAAAAAUUGGAGGAUCUUGAAGGGAAAUCUCCCAUGUCAAUAGCCAGAGCCAUUGAGAAUCUGCGAGAAAAGCUCGAGAAAAUGAAUGCUACUCAUGAAAUUGAAGAGAAUGAGGCCAAAAAGACACAGCAGCAAGAACAGAUCAUUCGCUGGGAAGAGAGAAAGAAGUUGAGGGGAACUAUAGACAAGUUGAAGGCCAGAGUAAAGGAAUUAGAAGAGGCUCAAGGCAUGAGCCAGAAGAAGUUGGAAGCCAGCAAGGAUUUGCUCAGUCGAGUUGAAAAGGAGAAGCUGAUUGUGCAGCACAAGCUAAACACCAUGAGCAGAGUGUCAACUGAGCAGAUGUGUGGUGUUUGCUUGAAGGCUCUAAAUCCUCUGGAGAUGGGGAAUAUCUCUACAGCUCCAGAUGUUCCCCCUGCACCACGUACAAGUCGUUCAACAAGCAGAUCAAGGAAAAACAGGGUGAGCCCCUCUCCAGACAGGAGGGAGGGAGGAGUAGUUAGCAGGGUUCCUCCAAGAAGUCCAAAAUUGGUUAAAAAGACCCAAACAGAUCAAGAUGAAAGUGAAGUACAGUUUCGAUCCCAGCUCAAGCAGGCCUUAGAGGAAAAGCACAAACUGGAGACACGACUGAAGGGUGCUGUAGAGGAGAUAACAGCCCUAAGAGUUAGGCUGCAGCAGAAGGAAGAGGAAGAAGAGAGGUUGAUAGUGGAUAGAAGUAGCCCAGUUGCCAGGCGUGUAGGAGGGGCAGCAGUUGUGUUGGAAUAUGAGUCUCGAAUAGCUUCUUUGGAGGAAGAAGUGCGGCAGAAAACACGCCUGUUGGCUCAUGUAAAACAAGUUGUUCGUGAAGCAGCUGCUAGAGAAGAAGUCCUCAUGGGAGAGAAGGAUGUCUUACUACAAAAAGUGACUUUAUUAGAAAGCGUUUCAGAGGACACUCCUGCUGCGCAUCUUGUCCAUGAGCUCCGCCAAGCUAAGCUGACAGUCAACAGGCAGCAAAGGCUGCUAGAGCAUCUACAUGGAAAGUCAUGAGUGUAAGAAAAAAGGAAAUUUUGGAUGAUCUCAUAUCAUUUCUCAGAAAUUUGACAAGUGCUGAUCACUUUAAUGCAGUGAGUAAGCUAUUUUCUGAAAGGUUGCCAUUUCCAUUUCUUGGAUAUAUGUAGUCUAUGAAUACAUAAGAAUAACAUAUAAAAAAUUUACAGCAAAUAUAAUUCCAUUACUGUUUACACUGAACUACUAUUUUAAAGAUCUAAUUAUACAUGCAAGACAUUUUUAGAUCAUACCAUUGGAGUGCAGGUAUUAACAUAUUACAUGUUUAUUUACUUUGACCCUGAAAAUGAGCAUGUAUUUUUUUUUACAGUUAUUUAUAUUCCUGAAAUGAAAAUUAUUACAGAUUUUUGUAAGAUAUAUGCAAAGGUAAACCCAGACUUUCCUGUAUUGCUCAAAACCACAGUCAGAGUUCUUGAGUAAAGUAUGCUCUCUUUUUUUGGUUGUAGCUGUAGGAAAAAAGGUUAUAAACCUUUGCUCUGUUGAAUUUAGAAGAAAGAGAGAAAAUUAAACUGCUUUUGCCUGUAAUUGUGUAGAUGCAGUAUGCUAAAAAAGUACAAUUAACAUUGGCUGCUAAUAUUGAAUACCGAUAGACUUCAAGCUGAUAAAAUGUGUUGGUUUGUUCUCUAUAAGGAGAACACUUGUUUUGUGCUAUGUAUGAAAAGGCUGAAUUCCAGAUAGGAAUAUUAUCUUGCUUUCCAGUAUGUUUGAAAGCUUUUGGAUUAAUGGGGAUAACAAGCCUGCAAUUCCUGUGAUUCUAAGAAAUUGCAACAUAUUUUCAGUUUUGUAUUUUUGUAAAAUGCAACAAUGGCAUCUCUAUAUUCUGUAGGCAAAUAUGUGCUAUUCUCUUUAGUGUUAUUGGGUUUUCUACUUUUGAAACUUGUUGAAGUUUCCAGGGAGUUUUAGGGUCAGAAAAAUAUUUUUUGAAAGAGAAUAUAUUUUUUAGAUAGUUUAGAUCUGACAAAGUAAGGAAUAUAUUAGAAUGUAAUUUGAUAUAUUUCUUUUGAUAAACUGUCACUUUGUGUCAAAUGCACCUUUGGCAGAAAAAUUAAGAAGCAAGAAAGCUGCUCUUUGGUCUCUCUCUCUCUCUCUCUCUCUCUCUCUCUCUCUCUCUCUCUCUCUCUCUCUCUCUCUCUCUCUCUCUCUCUCUCUCU
This is a messenger RNA of Penaeus chinensis, 7441 nucleotides long. Its product is annotated as centrosomal protein of 290 kDa-like. NCBI's taxonomy places the organism in Eukaryota, Metazoa, Arthropoda, Malacostraca, Decapoda, Penaeidae. The transcript has 25 exons. Bases 156 to 6272 code for a protein of 2038 amino acids. The record is from RefSeq and is a predicted model, not a curated record.